Colletotrichum higginsianum IMI 349063 is the source of this 1194-nucleotide messenger RNA. Its product is annotated as Integral membrane family protein. The transcript has 3 exons. Lineage: Eukaryota; Fungi; Ascomycota; Sordariomycetes; Glomerellales; Glomerellaceae. The record is from RefSeq and is a predicted model, not a curated record. The coding region runs from base 1 to 1194 and encodes 397 amino acids.
AUGGAAUUCAUUUCCAACCCUGAUGAUGACGAGCGUCCCACGGUGCUGGCGGCAACGCUGACAGUGACAUGCGUGGCCAUUCUCAUAGUAGUUGCUCGUCUUUGGGUACGACUUGGUAUUAUUCACAGCUUCGGCCUGGAUGACGGCUUCAUGACGUUUGCAACGGCGAUAUCUAUUGCUGGCCAAGCCGUUCUGAUCACACAGGUCCGCCACGGAGUCGGUCGCCAUACCGGCGACAUUGACUUCUCGAACGAUUACCCAACGGCCAUGAAGAUGUCCUUCGUUUCUCAGCCGUUGUACUUGGCCACCAUAUGCCUGGUCAAACUCGCUGUCGGCUCAUCCCUGCUCCGCAUUGCCUCAAAAAAGCUGUACAAGAACCUGAUCAUCGGGGUCAUGGCGCUCAUGACGGUGUACACCAUUGCGUGCAUCUUUGUCGGUACUCCCAUCCUACUUCAGUGCACCGACGUCCGAAUCUUUUGGGACUUCAACGUCCGCGCAACAUGCUGGGAUGUCGCCACGAUCAAAGGGCUCUCCUACGCCAAUUCAUCGGUGAACAUCCUGACCGAUCUUCUCUUUGGCGUCGCGAUCCCCGCGCCGAUGCUAUGGAGCCUCAAAGUCCCAAGCCGAGUCCGAAUGUCGCUGCUGAUCGUUCUCGGUCUGGGCGUGUUCGCCUGCGCGGCGGCCUGCGUCAAAGUCUACUACGUCGUCAUGAGCUACGGCAGAGCGUUUGAUCCCACCUGGGACUCUAGACACAUUCAGAUGUGGACCGUCAUCGAGGCAAACGUCGGUAUCAUUGCCGGAAGCCUGCCCACGCUGCGGCCUCUGUUCAAGGGCUUCCUCGGGAGCGUGUACGGAAAGGGGUCCAAAGCACCGACCGGGGCCAACUACUACGGGCGUGGUACGCUUCGGAGCGGAAGCAACUGGCAGACGUUGUCCAACACGAAGUGGCCGGUCAACACAAGCGAAGCCGGGAGCGAGAGAGCACUCAGGUCUCUCAGGGACCAACAGGGGGAAGAGUACGAGCUGGGAGCUCACGCCGGCGAACCCGCGAGAACCACAACCGUCAUGGCGGGAACCAACGUCGACGAUAGCGACGAGAGUGUUGAUAAGGUCAUGCUUCCUAGCAGGUUGUCCGAUGGAGGUGGUAUCAAGAAGACGACCGUGACCACAAUAAUGUACUCGGGGCCUCAGUAG